UGCAGUCUGUCAGCUUCACUCGCAUGUUGGAUGUUUGUCACUCCCGCAGCUCAGUGAAGCAGAUUUACACACCAUUAUCCGCUGGUCAACUUCAUAACAUGACAGAAAUGGGCGAAAUCGACGAGGGAUUUUACUCCCGACAGCUGUAUGUUCUGGGUCGUGAGGCGAUGCAGCGCAUGGGGGCAGCCCGGGUCCUGAUAGCAGGGAUGCGUGGUCUCGGUGUGGAAAUAGCCAAGAACGUGAUCCUGUCCGGGGUGAACUCUGUCACCGUGCAGGACGAGGGCGUCGCGUCUUGGACGGACCUGACUUCCCAAUUUUUCCUGAAUGAGUCCCACAUCGGUCAGAACCGAGCCACAAGUUCCCUACCCCAGCUGUCUGCCCUGAACCCCCAUGUCCAUGUGUCAGUCCACACUGGACCGCUGGAUGAAAACCUGUUGUUACAAUUCCAGGUGGUGGUGUUGACCGACUCCUCCUUGGAUGAUCAGAAACGGUUUGGCCGGCACUGCCAUCUGAAUGGAAUCAAGUUCAUUGUGGCAGACACCAAGGGACUUUGUGGUCAGCUGUUCAGUGACUUCGGGGAGGAGUUUGAGGUCUUGGAUGCUGAUGGGGAGACACCUGUGUCAGCUAUGAUAGAACACAUCACCAAGGGUAAUCCUGGUAUGGUGACCUGCACAUACAACCAGAAGCUUCACUUUAGAGAUGGCUGCGAAGUUUCCUUCUCUGAAGUCCAAGGCAUGACCGAGCUGAACAGCAUGAGCCCUAUGAAGAUCACAGUCUGCAGCCCUGACUGCUUCAGUAUUGUCGACACCUCAGGCUUUAGUGAGUAUAAACGAGGUGGCAUAGUGACUGAGGUGAAGCAGCGCCAUGUUCUCAAAUUUAAAUCGCUGGAUGAGGCUUUAUUGGACCGAGAGCUCCUUGUAAACACUGACUUUGGAAAAACAGCACGUCAUGAGACCCUGCACUUGGCUUUCCAAGCCCUCCAUAGCUUUGUGAAGAAAGAAGGAAGACUUCCUAAACCCAGAUCUCAGUCAGAUGCAGAUGUCCUGGCUGUCAUGGUGAGAGAGCUGAAUGCAGCGGCCCAGCUGGAGCAACUAGACGAGGCGGUGGUGAGACGCCUGUCCUACACAGCACAGGGUGACCUGGCUCCUCUUAAUGCCUUUAUUGGAGCACUGGCUGCACAGGAAGUCAUUAAGGCAUGUGGUAGGAAAUUUAUGCCUCUUCAGCAGUGGCUGUAUUUUGAUGCACUGGAGUGCCUCCCUGAAGAUGAUGAAGAUGAGGACCAGCUGACAGAGGACUGCUUCUCACCAAAAGGCGUGAGAUACGAUGGGCAGAUUGCCGUGUUUGGAUCGGCGUUCCAAGAGAAGCUUGGGAGACAGAAGCACUUCCUGGUUGGAGCUGGUGCCAUUGGUUGUGAGCUUUUUAAAAACUUUGCCCUCAUUGGCCUCGGUGCUGGAGAGGGAGGCCACAUCACUGUAACAGACAUGGACUCCAUAGAAAGAUCCAACCUGCACCGCCAGUUCCUGUUCAGGUCCAAAGACAUUGGGAAACAGAAAUCUGAAGUCGCAGCAAAGGCGGUAAAAGCGAUGAACCCAGAGAUGAACAUCACAGCUCACCAGAACCGUCUCGGCUCAGACAGCGAACACGUGUAUGAUUAUCAUUUCUUCAUGGGUCUUGAUGGAGUGUUUGCAGCCCUAGACAACGUGGAGACCAGAGUCUACCUGGAUGAGCGAUGCGUUCGACACAAGAAGCCCAUGCUGGAAGGGGGGACCCGUGGAGGCCAGGGCCACACUCUGGUGGUGGUUCCUCACCUGACUGAGUCCUAUGGACCGCACGGAUUAAGCUCUGAUGAAGCCAUCCCUCUGUGCACGCUCAAGAACUUCCCUUACCGCAUUGAGCAUACCCUGCAGUGGGCCAGAGACCAGUUUGAAGGACUUUUUAAACAAACUCCUGACAAUGUGAAUCUCUACCUGAGGGAGCCAGGGUUUGUAGAACGGACGCUGGGCCUUGGCGAGGGGGAGGCCCUGGAUGUCCUGCAGGGUGUGUGUAGUAACCUGGAGGGCAUUGAGGCUGGAGGCCAACGUCCAACAUGCUGGGAAGACUGUGUCGGCUGGGCACGAUGCAAGUGGGAGACUCUCUACAACAAUGAUAUCUUGCAGCUUUUGCACUGCUUCCCUCCUGAACAGGUGACCAGCUCUGGUCUACCAUUCUGGUCUGGAGCCAAGAGAUGCCCUCACCCACUGACCUUUGACCCCAAUAAUACUACCCAUAUGGACUACGUGGUGGCCGCAGCUAAUCUGUAUGGGCAAAUCUAUGGGAUCAAAGGGACAAAAGAUCGUGCUUCUAUCAAGAAAGUCCUAGAGGAGGUUCGUGUGCCUCCUUUCUCUCCAAAGUCCUCAGUAAAGAUCUAUGUCACUGAUGAGGAGAUGGACGCUGAGAAACAAAGAGGAAAUGAUGAUGCCGGCAAAGCCAGACUGGACGAGUUGACAGAAAAGUUGGCCUCACUCUCGCUGAGUGGCUUAGCUUUGCAGAUGCACCCCAUUGACUUUGAGAAGGAUGUUGAUGAUAAUUUCCACGUGGACUACAUUGUGGCUGCCUCUAACCUUAGGGCGGAGAAUUAUGACAUCCCUGCAGCUGAUCGGCUCCAGAGCAAGCGCAUUGCUGGGAGGAUCAUGCCAGCCAUAGCUACCACAACAGCUGCAGUGGCAGGCCUCAUGUGCCUGGAGCUGUAUAAACUGGUGCAGGGUCACAGGAAGAUCAGCUCGUACCGCUCUGCCUUCCUCAACCUGGCUGUCAACCACUUUGUCCUGUCCAUACCUUGCAGGCCCCAGCACUUUACUGUUGCAGGAAAAGAGUACAGCCUGUGGGAUGACUUCCUGGUUGAGAGCAGACGUGACGGUCAGCAGGAAAUGACCUUGGGAGAUCUGCUCCAGUAUAUCAAGGAAAAAUAUGGCUUGGAGGUCACCAGUCUCUUUUACAAGACUGCUCUCUUGUACGAUGUUAACAGUGAUCAUAAGGAGAGGCUUAAACAGAGUGUGUCUGAUGUGGUGAGGUCGGUAACCAAGGCAGAGAUUCCUCAACAAAAGCAGAUGCUGGAGAUGUUUCCCUCAUUUGCUGAAGAUGAAGACUGUGAGAUAGUCCCACCUAUUCGGUACCUACCCUGGUGAUGUCAUCGAUGGGAGAUUUCUAAAAAAUGCCCAGAAAAAAUCCCAUGGGGCUGCUUCAACCUGACAAAACUAACCUUGUAUUCCUGGAAUAUCAGAUCAAGAAAAAAUAUAUAUAUAUAUCUUCCUUCCUUGAUUUUAUGUAUUUCCUUGUUAUAAUAGGAUAUUAGGGCCGGACAUCGUUCAAAAGAUAUCAGUAAGAGGAAAUAACACAGUUUUAUGUGAUGUGAUGGAUGAUUUUUUUUCAAAUGUUUUGAAGGCUUUAUACGCUGAAAUUUCUGGUGUAGCAUGAGGUCACCAUUAAAGACUGUUCCAGAAAGUAAAAAUAAUAUGAAUUGAUUUCAUGGGGACUUACAGUUAAUGGAGCUCAACCUUAGUGUCUAAAUCAUCUUCUCCAGAGCUAGUCAGCUGUAGCUAGCUUACUUAUAAAUCAUUUCACUGAUGAAAUGAGAUGUUGUUUACCUUUUCCCACCUGCCAGAAAUUAAAAAUUACAUUGCAUUACAACUGGUAUUGUCUGUAUUGUACUGUCUGUAUUUUAAUUGUCUAAUAUCCAUUGCUGUGCUGCCAAAUGUCUUGUAAAGAGCUGUGAUCCACUCUCUACUACGUGUGAGCACCAUCCUGGUUCACACUGCCUAGCCUGUUCACACCACCUUUCCCAGCAUCACCA
Molecule: messenger RNA, 3829 nt
Organism: Myripristis murdjan (pinecone soldierfish)
Lineage: Eukaryota; Metazoa; Chordata; Actinopteri; Holocentriformes; Holocentridae
Gene: uba7
Product: ubiquitin-like modifier activating enzyme 7
Exons: 24
Coding region: 24-3164 (1046 amino acids)
Biological process (GO): DNA damage response; ubiquitin-dependent protein catabolic process; protein ubiquitination
Cellular component (GO): cytoplasm; nucleus
Molecular function (GO): ubiquitin activating enzyme activity
Source: RefSeq, a predicted model, not a curated record